AUGUUACGAAUAUUAUCUUUCACUAUAAUAUUCAGUUUAUUUAUUUUUUCGUCUACUAUUAUAACGAGAACUGAUAAAAAUGAUUCAAUAAAUGAAGCUCUUAAUUGGGCUGAAGUAACAUCUACAAGAUUAGUUCAUUGCUAUUAUAAUGAAUUCAUUGGAUUAUGGAUACAUGAAUUAGAAUGGCAAUCUGGAAAUACAUUAGAAUCACUUGCUAACUUUUUAUAUCUUAUUGAUUCUCCAUUAAAAUAUGUUUUUCAUCAUACAUAUAUCAGAACUGGCAUAUUUGCCGGUGGUGACUGUUAUGAUGAUCAUCAAUGGUUUUUAUUAGCUUGGAUGCAAAUAUAUAAUGUUGAUGGGAAUAUAAAAUAUUUACACCGUGCUGCACUUAUCUAUGAUAUUAUUUCCGAAAGAGCAUGGAGCACAAAAAGUUGUCAAGGGGGGAUACAAUGGUGUCCAACAAAAGAUUACAAAAAUGCUAUAACUAAUGAAUUAUUUUUAUUAAGUAGUAUGCGUUUACAUCCUUAUGCUACACUUCUCGGUAAACCAUUAACAUAUUAUCUUGAUUGGGCUUUAAAAGAAUGGCAAUGGUUUCAAAAUAGUGGAAUGAUUAAUGAUGAUUAUUUGAUUAAUGAUGGGUUAAGUUCAACGAAUAUCAUAAAUGAUAAUAAAUGUGUAAAUAAUAAUCAAACAACAUGGACAUAUAAUCAAGGUGUUAUUCUAACAGGUUUAGCACUCUUAUAUAAUGCUACACGAAAUUCAACAUUGAUUGAUAUUGCACAAAAUAUAGCGGAUUCAACAAUAGAACGAUUAACUUAUUCAAAUGGAAUAUUAAAAGAACCAUGUGAACCUACAUGUGAUAAUGAUCAAAAAUUAUUUAAAGGAAUAUUUGCUCGUCAUCUAGGUUAUUUAUUACCAUAUCUUACAGAUACAUAUCAUAUACAAAAAUAUACGUUAUUUUUACAAAAAAAUGCAAUAUCACUUUUAUCUACAAAUCGUUGUGAACUAGAUGGUUUAUUUGAUUUGUUUUGGAAUAAUUAUUCAUCUAAUAAUUGUAAUUUAUCACGAAAUUCUGCUACGACAUCGUCAGCAUUCGAUUUAUUUAUAUCUGUUGCAAAAACUAAACAACAGAUUAUAUCAUCAAAUUGGAUUUUACUUGGUCUAGGUAAUUGUAUGGAUGAUAAAAAUUUAUCUAUGGCAAAUUUUUAUAAAAAUAAUGUUAAUGAAACACUCUGUCGUACAACUGCCAACAAUGAUAAUGGUUCUAUUGCGUAUGAUUAUCAAUUAAAAUGUAACGGUAUUGGAUUCUGUCGUAUACGUACAUUAUCUGAUCGACAUCAAACACCUGAUAGAUGGACAUAUGAAGAUGGUUUUACACAUUAUGUUACACGUACAAAUAAAGUUCCACUUACAAAUUGUUAUUUGAAAACAAAUUUGACAUAA
This is a messenger RNA of Rotaria sp. Silwood2, 1443 nucleotides long. The record is from the annotation of a GenBank genome assembly. NCBI's taxonomy places the organism in Eukaryota, Metazoa, Rotifera, Eurotatoria, Philodinida, Philodinidae.